Molecule: messenger RNA, 535 nt
Organism: Aspergillus sclerotioniger CBS 115572
Lineage: Eukaryota; Fungi; Ascomycota; Eurotiomycetes; Eurotiales; Aspergillaceae
Exons: 2
Coding region: 169-486 (105 amino acids)
Source: RefSeq, a predicted model, not a curated record
CUCUCCAAGAGCCACGGUGGCGUCCCAUAUCCAAUCCGAACCACCUGACUCGUUCUCGGUUCCUGUAGGGACUCGUAUAGUCUGCUUUAGCCCAGCCACGCCAGCUCAAUCAUCCGAUCAAUCGUGCCUUAUUCCCACUGCAGGACAAACUACUACCUCUCAUGUCAUAUGUGCAAUUGUGCAUGCACCAUGGUACCUGUCCUGGGGCUAUUUGAGAUGGCGGUGAUUUCAUGCUCUGUUCGGUGUGUGUGUGAAAAUCGCUCUUAUCUCUCAUUAUUGUCUCAGCCAACACCGCGUCUGGAGGGAAUCCCGUCGGGAAUUCGGAACACGGAGUCCCUACGGAAACGGACCCCGUCAAUGUGCAUGGCACAAUCACCAUCAGGCCGCCACCAGUCACACCCCCCAUCAUGUCUUAGAUCAAUCGAAAUAUUUGUCCCAUGUUAUUAUUGCUCCAACAUUAUUACCUACUAUGUACCUACACAGUAGUAUCUGUCUAUUGUUUAGCUUAGCCGCUGCUGUCAGGGUUGUCGACUCU